Physcomitrium patens is the source of this 1697-nucleotide messenger RNA. RefSeq lists its product as uncharacterized. Lineage: Eukaryota; Viridiplantae; Streptophyta; Bryopsida; Funariales; Funariaceae. The record is from RefSeq and is a predicted model, not a curated record.
UUUAAAUCCUAAAUUCUAUAAAGGCACUUUGACUAAUGACACCAAAAGAAGCUUUUACUAGAAACAAACAAAAUCUAGAACAUUGAAGAAUCUUUUGUUGUAUGGAACAUUGUCAUAUACCAACAAUAAACAGAAACAAAUUAGAUUCGAAGGCUCUUUGUACACUCUUUAUAGCUUAUGAUGAAAAUAGUCGCCCAUGUUUCUAGAAUAUUACCAUAAGAAAGAUUAUUACAUCUCGAGAUGUAAGAUUUGAUGUAGAAAAAUUAGAUCUGAGAGUUACUUUGACUACUAAUUUUUUGAUGGAAUAAAAAACUAGUUUGUUCAUAUUUGUUUAGGAAAUUUUGUCAACUAAUCCAAUGAGAAAGAACAUCAUUAUUAAUUCAAAUAAAAAAUCAUCAACAAAGCCAUUAAAAGAAUUAUAAAGAGGUGACAAAACGACAAGAGUUUCAGCAUAAAUGAGCGCUUCCUAACGCGUGGGUGCCCAUGCUUUUGCGGGGGCUGCUUUUGCAGGCAACGAUAUGUUGUAGAGCAAGCCAGGACGACUACGGUAACUGCUCGAGUGUCGAGGAGGCCGUAACAGCAAUUAUGAAGGAUACUUUGCAACACUGCCUGGGCGAGGAGAACGAUACCAUGCGCGAGAAAGUGCUCAAUCAGAUGGGCAAGGGCUUGGCGGCACUUGUUCGGAUAUCCGCAGCAGUGGCAGCUGCAUCACCUGCACCUCCUCCCAUAUCCAUACCAGCGAUGUCAACCAUCGCUGAGGACGACCUGGAGCAGGUCCGGAGAAUGCUCAAGUUAACUUCGUUGCCGUUCCACAGCAGUUUCGAUCAUGAGCUCACUGAGCUCAUGCUGAUCCUUCAGACUGGCUAUGGACACGACAGAAAUCUGACUGCGAAUGAAUUGUCCCAAAUUUGCAAGCGCCUGGGAUCCGACAUGGUUCAAUGUCUGGGCCCAUUAUUCAUGUGUUUCCACGAGCUUCCUCUCUGGGCCAAGUGCAACGCUUUCAUGCUUCCCGCAGACAUGGCAGGUAGGGUGGCUUUCAACCUACUUGCCGGCCCAAAUACACGGUGAUUUGUGCGAGGGAGCAGCAUAGGGGACGCGUGAAGAGUGAACAAGUAUCAAAUACAUUCAGAAGCCGACGUGUCUGCGAAUCGGAACGCAAAUUCACGUGCUGGAACAAAUGCAAGAGCAGGAUGGCGCUGGAGACGCUCCCCCGAGGCUCCACGAAAAGGAUUGUGCGACAGUGUGUACGGAAAACGUAAAGUGUCUCCGCAGUGUGAAGGGUAUUGCAGUCAGCGGUAAAGCCGAUCCCGCAAUCGAAUAUGUCACACGGAAUUGUGCCAAACCAUUCUGAUGCGCGACGAUCUGCAUCGAAUAAAUUACAAGUGGAAUGAGUCUCCAGCCACGGCCAUUGCUCCGGAGAGUUGCCCUUCGAGUUAUAGCGUAGCAGUAUACUGUAAAUGUGUUGUACAGUUUGAGCCAAUUUUAACUCGCUACUGUGCCUCCUUUCAUUAUCGCAGUGUCAGAUACCAUUGACGAGGUUUGUGUCUCAGUAUGUCCGUGAUAAUGGGUUGUUUUGUUACUGUUCGAUUCGUCUUCACCCAUCGGAUGCAAGUUCUACUAUCCACCGCCGCUCUGUGGCAUCCUGUUCGAUUAUCGAUUAACGCUGAAAAUUCACUCUACGAGUGUAUUUCAAUGCU